GGCUCUGAGCUCUGCUUCCCCAACUUCAACUCCUCCUGCAGGCGUCUGCUGCGACCACGAUCUGAGACUCUUCUACUCUACACCCUAGUUGCAUCUGUCUCUCUGCUCACUGUGACACUCAAUUUGCUUGUCAUCAUCUCCAUCUCCCACUUCAGGCAGCUCCACACCCCGACCAACACUCUGCUCCAGUCCCUGGCUGUGUGUGACCUGGGGCUGGGUCUGGUGGUGAUGCCUGUUGAAGGCAUUCACUACAUUGAGUCAUGCUGGAUGCUGGGGAAGAUAAUGUGUGCUCUGUCUCCUUAUGUAUUUUACUGUCUGAUCUCUAGUGCUUUGGGCCACAUGGUGCUUAUAUCCAUUGACCGUUAUUUGACCAUCUGUGACCCACUGACCUACUCUUCUAGGGUCACUCCAAGCAGUGUUAAAAUCUGUAUUUGUCUCUGUUGGGCCUGUUCAAUUACUUACAACAGGUUAAUUCUCAUUGACCACUUAGUGAAGCCGGACAAAUUCAACUCCUGCCAUGGGGAGUGUGUGGUUGUUGUCAAACAAAUCCCAGGAAUUGUUGACUUGUUUAUAACCUUUAUUGGGCCCUGUACUGUCAUAGCUGUGCUGUAUAUCAGGGUGUUUGUAGCUGCCCUUUCUCAGAUGCGUGCAAUUCAGUCACAGGCUGCUGCUACCAAGGCCAGAGCAGCUCCAACUGCUAGAAAAUCACAGCCCAAGGCAGCCAGGACUCUGGGGAUUCUGAUAGUUGUGUUUGUAAUAUGCAUCUCCCCCUUCUUCUAUCCAUCCUUUGCAGGUAUAGACACCUCAACUAGCUUGUCCUAUUAUGGAAUAUUGGUCUGGAUUCAGUUACUGAACUCUUGUCUAAACCCUCUGAUUUAUGCCAUGUUCUACCCCUGGUUUAGAAAAGCUAUCAAACUCAUUAUCACACUCAGAAUACUGCAGGAUGACUCCCGGGAGGUCAAGAUCCUGUAG
This is a messenger RNA of Monopterus albus (swamp eel), 972 nucleotides long. Its product is annotated as trace amine-associated receptor 13c-like. Gene Ontology annotation, cellular component: membrane. The annotation marks the transcript as partial. The transcript has a single exon. Gene Ontology annotation, molecular function: trace-amine receptor activity. Gene Ontology annotation, biological process: G protein-coupled receptor signaling pathway. The record is from RefSeq and is a predicted model, not a curated record. NCBI's taxonomy places the organism in Eukaryota, Metazoa, Chordata, Actinopteri, Synbranchiformes, Synbranchidae.